AAAGCCUGCUUAAACCCUGUUAAUUAAAAAAAAUCUUGAACUCGAAUAUGGCGGUGAUGCGAAGAGCUUCGACUCUUGCUUCUUUUUUACUCGCCAGAACCCUCGCCACCAGCGGCACUUCCUCCGUAGCUACCGCCGUCCACCGUCGUUUUCUCUCAACCGGUGGAAACGGUGUUAAUUCCGGAUCGUACAGCCGCCGCUCAGCUGGCGCCAUAUCUCUUGGCUUCGCCGGAGCACUUGCUGCUGGAGCGUCGCUGUAUUUUCCAGAGGUCUAUGCCAAGGAACCGCCUCCGGCUAAUUUGGUUCCUAAGGACGUAAUUCUUUACCAGUAUGAGGCUUGCCCUUUUUGCAACAAAGUUAAAGCUUUUUUGGACUAUUAUGAUAUACCAUAUAAAGUCGUGGAAGUCAAUCCACUUAGUAAGAAAGAGAUCAAGUGGUCUGAGUAUAAGAAGGUACCCAUACUGAUGGUGGAUGGUGAACAGCUGGUCGACUCAUCAGUUAUAAUUGAUAAGCUGGGCCAGAAGAUAAUUCCUGAGAAAAGGGCUGAUUCAGCUUCUGAAGACGAUGAAGAGACAAAGUGGCGUUGGUGGGUUGAUAAUCACUUGGUGCAUGUCUUAUCCCCAAACAUAUACCGUAAUGUUUCUGAGGCUCUUGAGUCCUUUGACUAUAUAACAAGCAAUGGCAACUUUGGCUUCACAGAAAAAAUAUCUGUGAAAUAUGCUGGAGCUGCAGCAAUGUAUUUUGUGUCCAAGAACUUGAAGAAGAAGUAUAACAUUACUGAUGAACGUGCUGCACUGUAUGAAGCUGCAGAAACUUGGGUGGAUGCUCUAGAUGGUCGAGAGUUUCUUGGAGGUUCAAAGCCUAAUCUAGCUGAUCUUGCUGUAUUUGGAGUAUUGAGACCAAUUCGUUACCUAAGGUCUGGCAGAGACAUGGUGGAGCAUACUCGAAUUGGAGAUUGGUACACGAGAAUGGAGAAUGUUGUCGGAGAGUCUUCAAGAAUCAAGGCCUAGACUGGAUUCCCUGAGCAUUCUUUUUGGCACACUAAUUUAUGUGUGGCCAACUAUAUUAGUGCCUGUGCAAGAGCUGGGAACUGACAUCAUAUAACAUUUUUACACCAAUCAUUAUGCUGGUAAAUGCUUAUAAUUUAUGUGUUAUACUGCUAUUACACCUCAUUAUUUCGAGAUUAAAGUUUUGGUCAUCAUUAAUUGAUUAAAUGCUAGAAAGAUAGCUUGAAUGUGGAUUGUAUGAUAAUUCCAGCAAGUUAAUUGUAUUCAUCUCAAUAAAUUGUUAUUUGUAUUUUGGAAAUAGAAUUUUUAUGAAGAAUUUAGUUAAGAGUAA
Messenger RNA from Mangifera indica (mango), 1338 nucleotides. RefSeq names its product prostaglandin E synthase 2-like. The transcript is spliced from 6 exons. Gene Ontology annotation, cellular component: mitochondrion. Gene Ontology annotation, molecular function: prostaglandin-E synthase activity. The record is from RefSeq and is a predicted model, not a curated record. Lineage: Eukaryota; Viridiplantae; Streptophyta; Magnoliopsida; Sapindales; Anacardiaceae. The coding region runs from base 48 to 1010 and encodes 320 amino acids.